Messenger RNA from Suillus discolor, 5061 nucleotides. RefSeq lists its product as uncharacterized. The transcript is spliced from 37 exons. NCBI's taxonomy places the organism in Eukaryota, Fungi, Basidiomycota, Agaricomycetes, Boletales, Suillaceae. Gene Ontology annotation, cellular component: membrane; fungal-type vacuole. The coding region runs from base 35 to 4897 and encodes 1620 amino acids. Gene Ontology annotation, biological process: transmembrane transport. Gene Ontology annotation, molecular function: ATP binding; ATP hydrolysis activity; ABC-type peptide transporter activity. The record is from RefSeq and is a predicted model, not a curated record.
CGCAACUUGAUCAGACCAACCUGUCUCUCAGGAAAUGUCGCUCUGGAGUCGGUUUACCGAUCCUAUACCAUGGCAGGUCGUCUUGAGGUCUGACGCUUUUCAGUCUCUCGAGCGGGAACUCAUAAGCCAUGGCAACUCGAAUGCACUGUGGUACAGCACACUCAUGAUUCCAGCAUAUUUUGCCACUGCAUCCGCCUUUCUUCUCUUGCUACAUCUAAUAAUGCUAUCUAAGCCGGUCAAAAAGCUUUGGUCGUAUUUCCUGCCUCAUAAGACCGAGGAAGAGCCCACCGUUUUUUUCGAUGAACCCAUUACAGCCGAUGGAUUUUUCUCUGAGGCUCGAGCAUUUAUAUCUCAACAUGGUGGUUGGGUCAUUUUUGCAUACAAGUUUGCAAGAUUUAUCGGUUGUCUUACGUUUCUGGGACUGUCAUUGGCUACUUUCAUAUUGGACGAACGUGGAGAGCACGUAACCGGAGCCACCAAACUGUCCAAAGGAAAGCAUCGCAGGCCCCGUCCCUCCGAUGGGUACAUUCCGUUCUCUCCCGCUGAGUGGUUGCAAUUCGCCAUGUGCAUGACUGCUGCUUAUGCAUCUAUUCUCGGGCUCGUUUCGGUUACAACGAAACCCCGAUGGAGCAGGCUGGUGUCCAAUCACCUGGCUACUCUUCUCUUUGCAGUCUUUGCGGUAUUUACGUACCGGGAUCUGUGGCCCCUCGUUACAUUCCAUAAACAACCCAAGGAUAUUAAAGAAGGGGGUUUAUUGUGGGCGAAAGUGACUAUUCUUUUUUUGUCGAGCAUCGUAUUCCCUCUCGUGAGCCCGAGACAAUAUGUUCCAGUCGAUCCUGCGAACCCUGCUGACAGUCCUCACCCCGAGCAAACUUCUUCUUGGUUGUCUAUGGUUUUAUAUAUCUGGCUGGACCCCAUCGUCUUCAAGGCAUAUCGAGUUCCCCACCUGUCGCACGAAGAACUUCCCCCGCUGGCCGACCAUGACUAUUCCAGGAACCUCAAAAAGAAGAGUUUCCCCCAUCUUGACCCCUUCUUUGGGAGCCGGAGGGGACAUAUCUUCUUCGGCCUCAUGAAGACUUUCUGUGUCGAGUAUAUAGUUUUGUCUAUCAUGAUUGUUUUCCAGGCGCUGGCAAGACUCGCCGCUCCUGUUGGAAUCAAUCAACUUUUGCUUUAUGUGGAAACAAAAGGCGAGCAUGCUGUAGUCCGUCCAUGGGUCUGGAUAUCCUGGCUGUUCUUAGGACCACUUGUGGGUGCCUUGGCAUGGCAAUGGUAUAUUUUCAUCGCGACACGCGUACUCGUGCAGACGGAGGGUAUUAUCACACAACUGGUCUUCGAGCAUGCGCUCCGAAUCCGAAUGAAAGCUGAGCUCCCCGAUGACGGCAAGAAGUCUGGGGAAUCCACGCCAUCAUCUACGCCAGAUAGUGCAUCUGUAGCUGGAUCUAGCACUGCUGCCGCAGACGAAAGUACGGAUGGCAGUGGCGACGAGACACUGCAGGCCAGUACCGAGACCGCAUCAACAUCUUCCACGAAAAAAGACAAACGAAAGUCCCAGGAUGUCAAAGAAGAAAUGGACAAUUCGCCGAAACAGCAUUCGAGUGCUGACAACCUUGUUGGGAAGAUUAAUAAUCUUGUCACAACUGACUUGAGUAAUCUUACCGAUGGACGAGAUUUCAUCAUGAUCGUGUUGUACAUGCCACUUCAAGUAGGCAUGUGUAUCUGGUUCUUGUACGAAAUUCUUGGCUGGAGUGCCUUUGCCGGCUUGAUUGUUAUGUUCGCCUUGUUCCCUCUCCCUGGGUACGUUGCCCAGAGGAUUCAAAAGGUGCAAGCAGAGAAAAUGCGCAAGACGGAUGCCCGGGUGCAAACCGUGACCGAAACCAUGAAUGUUCUACGUAUGAUCAAGCUCUUCGGAUGGGAAGAGAAAUUGGACUCGAGGAUCAGCGAUAAAAGAGAAGUAGAACUUGUCUGGACAUGGAAGACGAAGAUCUUAGAACUGGUAAACAACAACUUGAACUACUUAAUUCCUCUGUCUACUAUGAUGGCUUCUUACCUGACAUUCACUCUGAUUAUGGGACAAACCCUAACUGGUCAGUUUUUUGACAUCCUGAGAGACCAGUUGAACAUGGUGUUCUUCUCCAUUCCAAGAUUUACUCAAGCCAAAGUAUCACUGGACCGUGUCAACAGUUUCUUGAGUGAUACAGAACUACUGGAUGCCCAUGCACAACAGGACGAUGAUAGAGUCCAGCUCUUUGUCCAGUCAGAAGGAGAAUCUGACCUCAUCGGCUUUAGAGACGCUGUCUUUGCAUGGUCUACUGACUCCCGUGGGUCGUUGACACCAUCGAAGCGCAAGUUCAGGCUUCGUAUCGAUGGUGAGAUGUACUUCCAACGCGGUUGUUUCAACCUUGUCGUCGGACCGACAGGUUCUGGGAAGACAUCACUGCUUAUGGCUUUGCUCGGCGAAAUGCACUUCACACCCUCUGGUCCAACAUCUUGGUUCAACCUCCCUCGCAAGGGUGGUGUAGCCUAUGCUGCGCAAGAGUCCUGGGUCCAAAAUGAAACCAUUCGGGCCAACAUUCUUUUUGGCGCACCCUAUGACGAGAUUCGAUACAAGAAAGUCUUGUACCAGUGUGCUCUGGAGCGUGACCUAACUUUGUUCGAAGCGGGCGACCAAACGGAAGUUGGAGAAAAGGGUCUUACGCUAAGAGCUAUCUAUUCUUCGGCGAACACGCUGUUGCUUGAUGAUGUUUUGGCCGCUCUGGAUGUCCAUACAUCCAAGUGGAUUGUAGAUAAGUGUUUCGCAGGAGAUCUCGUCCAAGAUCGAACAAUUAUCCUUGUGACACAUAAUGUCGUUAUGGCGAGUUCUAUAGCGCACUUCGUCGUGUCUAUGGGUUCCAACGGACGGAUUGUCAGCCAUGGAUCGGUAUCGGAGGCCAUUGCAAAGGACGACAAGCUUGCAGCGGAAAUGGUUAAAGAACAGGAAGUCCUCGCUAAAGAUGCCCAGGUUCUAGACACUCUAGAAGAACCGAAGGCCAAGUCCGAUGGCAAGUUGGUGAUGUCUGAGGAGAUUGCAGAGGGCCAUGUCUCCUGGCCAGCUUUCAAGCUCUACUUGACCGGCUUGGGGGGGAACUAUCCUAUAACGUUCUGGGUCGUGUUCUUGGCUCUGAUGGGGUUGACGGACUUCGUCAACACUGUGCAAACCUGGUUCCUUGGGUACUGGGCAUCUCAAUAUGAACAUCAUCUACCCUCAGAGGUCGAUGUCAAAUUCUAUCUCUCUGUAUAUGCCUUACUCAUGCUCUCUGGCUGUCUCAUGUAUUCGGUUGGGUAUUACCUGUACUAUCGAGGUUCAAUGCGGGCGUCACGAACCAUUCACAAGAAACUCGUCCAAUCUGUACUUGGAACAACGCUAAGAUGGUUAGACACGACACCUACAUCUCGAGUCAUCACCCGGUGCACACAGGACAUAAGAGCCAUUGAUGGUCCGUUUGCGCAGGGAAUUGGUUGGGUCGUCGAACUUUCUUUGACUAUGGUCGUGAAACUCGGAGCCGUUGUGGUCAUGACUCCUGUCUUCUUGCUGCCCGGUCUCUUCAUCGGCUUGCUAGGUGGAUGGAUCGGCCGUAUCUACAUGAAAGCUCAGCUAUCGGUCAAGCGAGAAAUGAGUAAUGCGAAAGCACCGGUCCUUGGUCACUUCGGGGCUGCUAUUGCAGGACUUGUGUCGAUCCGCGCGUAUGGUGCAGAGGAGGCAUUUAAAGAUGAAUCUCUUGAUCGCAUUGACCGCUACACUAAAUCAGCGCGCAUGUUCUAUAACUUAAAUCGUUGGGUUUGUAUCCGUAUUGAUGUCAUCGGCGGUGGAUUCUCUGCUGCUCUUGCCGCUUACCUAGUGUACGGUCGUGGAGUCCAUGAAGCGUCAAACAUUGGAUUCUCUCUAAACAUGGCAGUCGGUUUCAGUUCUAUGAUCCUUUGGUGGAUUCGUAUCCUCAACGAAGUGGAAGUUAACGGUGAGCUACUUUCUUGCAUAACUCCUGUUAGUCUGGAACGGAUCGAUAGUUAUAUCAAGAUCGAACAGGAACCUAAGCCUACCGAAGGCGGCCAGCCACCUGCGUACUGGCCUGCAAGCGGCGAUCUCCGCGUAGAAAAUCUGUCGGCCCGCUACUCAUCGGACGGACCUAAAGUUUUGCAGGACCUGUCUUUCCACAUCAAAUCAGGCGAACGCGUUGGUAUAGUGGGGCGAACUGGAAGCGGAAAGUUCCUUGACCCUUUCGCUCCUUCGCUGCAUUUUACAGAAGGCGAUGUUUAUUAUGACGGAAUUCCGACAAGUGGGAUCAAUUUGAAUGCCCUGCGGUCGAACGUGACCAUCAUACCUCAAAUCCCCGAGCUCCUGAGCGGAACGCUCCGUCAGAAUUUGGAUCUCUUCGAUCAGCACGAUGAUGCGGUGCUUUACGAUGCUUUACGCGCUGCCGGACUCUUUUCCGUCCAAGACGAGUUCGAGGAGGGGAGGUUAACAUUAGACAGUGUGAUCGCAAGCGGAGGAACGAAUCUAUCAGUUGGUCAACGCCAAAUCUUAGCUCUAGCUAGAGCUAUGGUCCGCGGAAGCAAAUUGCUUAUACUAGAUGAGGCAACCUCCGCUAUUGAUUAUAAGACCGAUUCUGCCAUCCAAUCUUCUCUUCGCAAUGAGCUGAAUAACGUGACCCAGAUUAUCGUUGCACAUAGGCUGCAGACGAUCAUUGAUGCUGACAAAAUUAUGGUACUCGAUGCCGGUAAACUUGUUGAAUUUGGCAGCCCAUGGGAGCUAUUGCGAAAUGAACACGGUAUGUUACGUGCUCUCGUGGACGAGUCUGGGGACAAAGAAGCACUAUACGCGGCGGCUCACGGCAAGCCACUGGAAGAAGUAGAGAGACCGUAGUCGGUCGAUCGUUUAUGAUCCAUUACACUUGCUAAAGUGGAAAUCACCAAAACCCCCGGCACCACUAUUAGUUAGUCUAGAAGGUCCUGAACAAAUUGUGUACAAGAUAAAUAUCAUGCCGUCUGUCAUUUGAUGCGUGCAAAACGCUUUCUGGUUGUCGAUGA